This is a messenger RNA of Scaptodrosophila lebanonensis, 1039 nucleotides long. Its product is annotated as dual specificity protein phosphatase 18. The record is from RefSeq and is a predicted model, not a curated record. The coding region runs from base 156 to 875 and encodes 239 amino acids. Gene Ontology annotation, molecular function: protein tyrosine/serine/threonine phosphatase activity. Gene Ontology annotation, cellular component: cytoplasm. Gene Ontology annotation, biological process: protein dephosphorylation. The transcript is spliced from 2 exons. NCBI's taxonomy places the organism in Eukaryota, Metazoa, Arthropoda, Insecta, Diptera, Drosophilidae.
UGCUUCUGCCAUAAAAAAAGUUCAAACACACUUAGACAUAAACACAACAUCAUUGUUGUUACGUCUGGUCUGGAAUUUGUGGAAUUUGUAUUCUGCGGAUUAGCGUAAAUUUGCUAAAAAUAUUUGAAAGGAAAUCGGGCAACGACAUUGUAAACAUGCAGGUUUUAAUAGCCGAAUCGAAUAUGGCAAAUAGUUUUGCUGCUGAAGAUCUUACAAGUACGAGUCGCAUUAAGAUUAACAGCUCAUAUAAAGAGCACGGGUGCAUCCGGAAACAAAGUUCGGUAACUCAUUCCAAAGCUGGGAGCGAACAAACUUUUCCAGGUGUAUCCCGCCUGACGCCAACGCUAUAUUUAUGUGGAGCCGCGGCAGUGCCCGAACAACUUGGACAGUUGGGCGUUCGACUCGUUGUAAACGUAGCACCCGAGCUCCCAGACACUCCCCUGCCUAGAGAUGAUCCUCCACUGUACCUUCGUAUAAAUGUGCAAGACCGCUCGGAGGUCGAUUUUUUGAAAUAUUUUAAUGAAGUAGCCGAUCUAAUUGAGGAAGUGCGUCGCACUGGUGGGAGCUCUCUUGUUCAUUGCGUGGCGGGUGUCAGCCGUUCCGCAUCACUCUGUUUGGCAUAUCUAAUGAAGCAUGGCGGCAUGAGUCUACGUGACGCCUACACACAUGUGAAGUCCAUUCGUCCACAAGUACGACCUAAUUCUGGAUUUUUUCAACAACUGCGUGAAUUCGAAGUGCAGUUGCGUGGCGUCAGUUCAGUCGAAAUGAUUUAUUUCGCAUCUUUGGACAAGGAGAUACCCGAUGUCUUGGAGCCAGAAUAUAGAUCCAUGGAAGACUUUUAUAAACGGUAUCGAAACGCGCUUAAGAAACGCUAAAAUCAUGUUUGCGGUAAAUUGUAGUACGUUUGUGAUAAGUGGAAUUAAAUAUAUAAGUAUGUAUAUAUGUAUGUAUGUAUAUGUAACUGGCAUAAUGUUUUAGAAGUAAAACCUAUUAGUUCGUAAAUGUUCAUUGCUGAAAUAUACUUUUACGAUAUGAUUCA